Octopus bimaculoides (California two-spot octopus) is the source of this 3759-nucleotide messenger RNA. RefSeq lists its product as uncharacterized. The record is from RefSeq and is a predicted model, not a curated record. NCBI's taxonomy places the organism in Eukaryota, Metazoa, Mollusca, Cephalopoda, Octopoda, Octopodidae.
AUGCCGUUUGAUUAUCAAGCUGCCUUGAUUAUAGUCAAUGAAGUAUCUACUGAACUUGAUGGGACAAGCGAGGAUGUGGAACCAGAAGAAGAAUUUGCUUCCAAAAUACCCCUAAAAUGGUUUAAACGAAAGAAGAGGUCUGUUGACGGAACACUUAUUUUGCAAAAUUCAACAGAUGCAGCUGUCAAUAGCUCAAUUCUUCAAACCGUCACUCCAGUUGGUAACGAGCUAAGUUCUAUAGGAACAACUGAAGAUGUUACUGCAGACCACGAGGAGAAUUAUCAGAGCAUUUCGUUGGAUUUAGCUACAAGGAAACUCAAUGUGACGACCAACACUAACUCUGUGAAUAACUAUGAGAUUACUUCACUGCCUUUCGAUUCAAGUAGUAUCGAUUUAGAAGUGAACGCAUCCAUUAAUCAGGGAAUGAACUCCACCGCAUCAACGCAUCGAGAAUCUAUUAAGCUUCGCACUACAAGUACAACGCCAACAUUGGAGGAGAGUAGCAUUUCUUUUAAAUUUUCUUACGGUUUAAGCCCACAAACUACACCUCAGAGUAAACCAGAGAGCAGUAGUAGCGAAAUAUUUCUUACAGAAUCGAGAGCUCACCAAAACAUUUCAGCUCCUGAUAUUUAUUCAAGUGAACAUUCAACAGUAUAUUCCUCUAAACGAUCAAACUCAAGCAAUAUUGAAGAUGAAUUUAUAGAUGCUACUAGCACAGAAUUAAGUAGUUUUACAGCAGAUGCAACCGUAAGUAUGGGAAACAGUUAUAAAAUGCAUAGUAGCACUGGGUUCAGUGAUAGUGUUACGACAGCUAUAGCAAUAGAUACAAGAAACGACGUUGUAAAUUCUACAGUCAAUGACCUCGAAAGCGUUUCACUAACAAAAUCAACGAGUUCCCCACAAACUGCUUCUGUGUCCACUAUUGCUCAAGAUUCUCCAACACUACAAACAAACGAUGAAGUUGCCAUAUCCCCUCACUAUGAAACGAAUGAAAAUAGUCUAAAAACCAUAACGUAUUCUUCAACAGUCAUUGGAACCUCAGUCGAUAAUGGUUCAAAUGAUAUAACUUCUACUUUUCAAAAUAUCCCCACAGCAAACGCUUACGCAGCAAGUUUUACUGAGAAUAACAACCCCUUGACAACAACAUCAGUUAGCGAUAUUGCAAAUAACAUAAAUAAAAAGACAGCUUUGAUAGGUAUUCCAUCAGAAUUUUACACUUCAACGAAACUCUCAACUGAUGGGGAACUAACUAACGAAUCAAUUUUUAAAUCUGACGAACCACAUAAUUGGACGGUGUCAAGUCCAACUGAAACAGCUAAUACACAAGCCGAAUUUACUCCAAUAUCUCCUCAAAAUACUAAUCCAACAAAUAUAUUGGUCUCUGUUUCGGUGAAUCAUAUAAACGUUGCUACUUCCCCUACUAUAUCGAAAGCAAGUGUCACUCCUCUCGAGUUAGAAACAACAACAGUCCACUUGCCAGAUAAAAGUAUCACAAGCUCUUCACAAACAGAAUCUAAUGAUAGUGUCAUUACGCUGACAUCGCAAUUAACUCACAACAGCUUAACUGAGAGCAAAUUGACUGAAUCAACUACUGAGAGCUUAACUGAGAACAAAUUGACUGAGUCAACCACUGAGAUCAUUAUUUCUGAUAAAACAAGUGAAACCCCAAUCUACAGCUCAGAAAUUGGAUCAACGUCAAUGGAAAAUAUAUUUAUGACUGACGAUAACAUCCUUAUAAAAACUGAUGAUUCGAACGAUAUAUUAACCAGAGAUUCAAUGUGGCUAACAUCAACAAAUUUAAAUGGCGAUUCAUCAACAAAUGGUGUCUCACUUCACAAAGAUAUUGGAUUUCAAUCAACUCAAACACUAGAAGCAACGAAAGAAUUAACAUAUGACAAAAGCACUGUACAAACUACACCAGCAUACAAGACCGAAAUAGAUUUAACAGCUACUACCUCUCCAGAUUUGGGUGUAAAAUAUGAUCCCAACACAGCAAAAACAGAAACUGAAUCGGCGACUGUUUUAGAAACUGCAACAAUAAAAUUAAUUGGGAACUCGACAUUUUCGUUGUCUGAUAUGGAAACGACGGAUCAAGUUGAGACAACACAUACAGACGAAAAAUCGACAGCUUUAGAAAAUGCUCUUGAAAUGAAGACAAAUACCUAUUCUGUUUUAGAAGUGUCUACAAUCCAACAUCAAUAUGUCAGUUCUAAUGGUACCACCCCAACUGAAGGAGAUAAUUCUACAAAAACAACAAAUUUGGAUCAACGUUCAAAUUCAGUUGAAUUUACAUCGAUGCAUGAACAUUCUUCCCAACAAUACAAUACAUUCAGCAAUGCAGAAACUAGUCAUACAUUGACUACAUCAUCUCAACUGGCAAAUGUUACGACAGAAAAUCAGGCAUUGUAUACUACGACACCAGUGAAUAAUGUCUCGUUUCAAACAGACCUGCAAACCUCAGCUGAAAUUACACUAGAAAAGAAAAAAGCAACUGAGAUAAUAACAGCAGCAAAAGCAGCAACAGCAACAACAGCAGCAAUAGUAACAAAAGCAGCAGCAGAAGAAGCAACAACUGAAACAACGGUAGAAGUUACACCAAUAGGAAAAACAUCAGCGGGAGUAGAAACUGAAGUAACAACGAUGGGAACAACAAUGGAGGAAACAGAAGUUGCAACAUUGGAUUCAACAACUGUAGUAACAUCAGCAACAAAAGUAGUAAAAGAGGCAACUACAGCAGCAUCGACCAAUAUCACGACAACGACAACCGCCACCACUACUACAGUAACAGAGCCAUUAGAAAGGGCAAGUGACAUGGUGGAGACACCAGCACAAGCAGCAAUAACUGCGACUGAAUCCUCAAUAGCAACAACGACGGCAGAAUCAGUUGAAAUAGCAACUGCAGCAACAAGAAUAACGGAACCUCCAACAGCAGCAGUAGCAACUACGAUAAAUACAGCAGCAACAGAACCAGCGAAUGCAACAGGAGAAGCACCUGCAACAGCAUCAACAACAUCAGUACCAAUAAAUAUAUUAUCAACAGUAAGAACAACGAUUACAGAGCCAUUAGAUGAAGCAACAACAAUUAUAACAGAACAAUCAACACCACUAUCCUCAUCACCGGUACUAACAACUACAACAGCAACAACAACAAGACUUAUAGAAACAUCACCACUAACCACAGCGAAAACAACUACAGCAAAAGCAACUUCAUUGGUCACACAUCUAUUAAAAUCAGCAGCAACAACAGAACUACGGCCACCGCCACAGCCAGAUUCUACAACUUGUAACACAACAGCAAUACGAACAGAACUAACAAGUGCAACAAGAUUGGAACCAACAAUGCCAGAUGCAACAACAGCAGCAGAACCGCGACCAGAAACAGGAGUAACAGCAGCGGAUACACAAGUAACAACAACAAUAUUAGAAACAAAAGCGGAUCCAGAUCCACAACCGCAAUCUGCAACAACAACAACAGCAACAACAACAUUAGCAAUAGCUGGGGAUCUACAAACAACAGCAACGACAUUAGCAGUAGCAGCAACAACAUUAUUAGCGACAGCAACAGAUGCUCAAACAACAGCAAAAGCAACAUUAGCAAUAGCAGCAUCAACGAUAUUAGCAGCAGCAGCAGCAGAAGAUACGCAGCCCAUAGAAACAACGUUAGCAACAAUAGCCGAGCCGCAAUCAACAACAGCCGAACCGCAAUCAACAACAGCCGAGCCGCAAUCAACAACAGCCGAGCCGCAAUCAACAACAGCC